Molecule: messenger RNA, 1260 nt
Organism: Fusarium sp. VM40
Lineage: Eukaryota; Fungi; Ascomycota; Sordariomycetes; Hypocreales; Nectriaceae
Source: the annotation of a GenBank genome assembly
AUGGCACCUUUCAACCUCGAGGCCUGCGCAAGGCCAAACAUCCUGGCUCUCCAGCCCUACCGCUGCGCCCGAGAGCAAGUUGCCCCUCCCCCGCAAUCCCACGCAGAUAACAUAACUAACCCAUCAUGCAGCGAUUACAAAGACGACGGCACAAACAUCCUUCUCGAUGCUAAUGAAAACGCCUACGGCCCCUCUUUGAACUCAGAUGAUGCCAAGCAAGCUGCCAAUGGCGUCGACGUCGAUCUGCUCGGCCUGCACCGCUACCCUGAUCCUCACCAGGAGCCCUUGAAGCAGCUGCUUUGCGAGCUGCGCAACACCCACGCCCAUACAAGCAAGACGCUGAAGCCCGAGAAUUUGUUCGUGGGUGUUGGAAGUGACGAGGCUAUCGAUGCUCUGCUGCGGUGCUUCUGCGUUCCCGGAAAGGACCGCAUUCUUACAUGUCCGCCUACGUAUGGCAUGUACUCUGUGUCUGCGCAGGUCAACGAUGUCGCACUUGUCAAGGUUCCUCUUCUGGAGGCUCCCACGUUUGGCAUUGAUGUACCAGCUGUUCUAGAUGCCUUGACGAACGAACCCAACAUCAAGCUUGUCUACCUCUGCUCUCCUGGUAACCCUACCGGCUCAGUCCUCGCCAAGUCUGAUGUCCAGCAAAUUCUCGACCACCCAUCAUGGAACGGAGUCGUUGUUCUUGACGAGGCAUACAUCGACUUUGCCCCCGAUGAUGCUUCUCUUGCCGAAUGGGUGACCGAGUUCCCUAAUCUGGUCGUUAUGCAGACCCUUUCCAAGGCGUUUGGCAUGGCUGGUAUCCGUCUUGGAGCUGCUUUCACCUCACCCCCUAUCGCCCGACUUCUCAACAGUCUCAAGGCCCCUUACAACAUUUCCAGCCCUACGAGUGCCCUUGCGUCCUACGCAGUGUCUGAAAAAGGCCUUGCUAUCAUGCGAGACCACCGCGCUCGCCUAAUCCAGUCGCGUGAUCGUCUUGUCAAGGAGCUUCCCAAGAUCCCCGGCGUUGGUCGUCUACGAGGUGGCACCGAGAGUAACUUCUUGCUCUACGAGAUACUCAACUCAGCAGGCGAACCAGACAACAGCGUGGCGCAGGCCGUCUACGAGAUACUUGCCGAGGGAAAGGGCGUCGUUGUGCGGUUCAGGGGUAAAGAGCACGGAUGUCUGGGAUGUCUACGCAUCACAGUUGGUACAGAUGAAGAGGUUACAAGAUUCCUGGAGUCGUUGAAGACCACGUUGGCCGAGGUUAGAGGAUCAUAG